AUGCCGGUGGGUUUUGGAUUUUCCGCCGGUGAUUUUAUCGCGGGUAUUAGACUCAUCGGGACUAUCAUAAACUGCCUCAAAGACGCCCCAGACGCGAGCCUCGCGUACCAAGAACUAAUUCGACAGCUUUACUCGCUCCAGUCUGCUCUAAUUCAGGUCAAAAACAUCAAAUUUGAUGGCGCUCAGCAUGCCGAGGCAGUAGCAUUGUGGCAAGCUGCGUCAUAUUGCCAUCGAGCCGUUGACGAAUUUUGGAUAACAAUACAAAAGUACCAGCCACACCUGAGAGAGGGUGGCUCUGGCUCGUUGGUCAAGGAUAGCUGGAGAAGAGUCAAAUGGGCAACAUGCAGAAAAGAUGACUUGGUGAAAUUCAAGUCUAACCUGUCCGCUCAUACGGCAUCAAUUCAGCUGCUUCUCAAUACCCUACAGCUGUACGUUAUCCAUACACCUGAGCACGAAACUGAUCAAGAUCAGACCCCUUCAAGCUAAUUUGUGGUAGGAAUAAUAUGUCGAUUCAAAGAGGGCAUCAAAGUCAGCGUGAUCAAUCUCUGGCUGGAAAGAUACAGGACUUAUACUUUGCAUGCAUGCAAGGCUUCUCUGCUGCUACAACUGCAACCUCUGAGUACUAUACCAUAUCUUUGUUAACCUUGAGACGGUUACUAAUUGUUUUUACGCGCGGUUCAGGAAUCAAAGAAGCUUCUGAAUAUGGUAGCCGAAGUCUUGUAUAACUUCUUAGUACUUCUUUUGUCUACCAACGCCAGUGCUAAACAUUCUCUAGAAGUACAAGUGUGAAGGCAUUCCAAAUCGUAUUAAGUAUUCAAAAGUCAGUACUUAGUUUACCAUAUCAAGUCGAGCGACAACAGCCAGUAUAUCUUAUCGACGCCCUCGGCAAGGCAGCACCCUUUCACUUGGAAUUUGUCCGAUCUGCUGAAGUCUGUUUCUUCAUCAGCUCUUGGCCAUGUGUUAUCCCGCUAAUAGAUAAAUACAGGCACUGAAGGCCGUCUUAAAAAUCAACUUCCAAAAAAUCGAAAAUUGUGCUCCCAUGAUCCAACAAGGAAAAUUUGCUAUUCAGGACGCCUCCACGAAACGAGACAUUGAUCUCAACAAGGAAUGGGAUGUGUGUUUCUUGCCCGGCCAAAGGGUCGAAAUGAGUAUGGUAUUUACGAAGUUCUUCAAUCCCAAGAUGAGGGGCUGUCAGUGCCCUCAUUGUCUGAGAAAUUCCCCAGGCCUACCCAAUGAGGAAGCUGAAUGGUUUGUUAGAUCUAAGCCGACCGAGAACAAUUUGUAGACUGACUGUUGCAUAGCACAUCCUGUGGUAUGACCUUCCGGCACCUGGCCGAGGAGGAUUAUCAGGAGAAUAAUCAAAAUAAGAGCUUGGAAGAAAACGAAAGCCAGUCUUCCCAAGCAAUACCAUCAGCUGGUGAUGUAAGUUUGCAAAAUUCUGUCCAAGGAACCAAAAGGAAGCGUGAGGAAAGCGAUGAAGCAGAUAUAGCAAUGUUCCGUAGGGUUCGUGUUACGACAAUUAGAAGAUGUGGAUCCUGUAGCAAACCGGGCCUUCUGUUUUCUGAUGGACCCGGCGGACCUGGAACUUUGUGUGCUGAUUGCGGACUCGAUUUCUUAAGUGACUUAAGUCAGAAUGAUGAUUCAAACCCGGAGAGGACACCUGCCCUGAACGAAGAAGUCGAAUGGUUUUGGUUCUGCGUAAGCAAAUAUUUUCUCUCCCAGCUAUAUCUACUAAAACUUUUUACUAGGAUGCAUGCGGUAGCUCUCAUGGGUAUUCUCAAUAUACCGACUUUUGCGCAGAAUUCAAUUGCGGCUAUCAACGAUGUGCGAAGUGUCUGCGGGAAAGUACUAAAGUUCGAGGAAAUCGCUAAGGGCAUGUUUGGCUAA
This is a messenger RNA of Hymenoscyphus albidus, 1887 nucleotides long. NCBI's taxonomy places the organism in Eukaryota, Fungi, Ascomycota, Leotiomycetes, Helotiales, Helotiaceae. The record is from the annotation of a GenBank genome assembly.